CUCUCUCUCGCUUCACGGUGAGAAGUUACGGCGGAGAUACGUUGUGUAAUUGCGUGCUCUUAAAAAAUACUAAAUGUGGCGGAUGGGCUGUGGACGCGACUCAAUGAGCCGCACGGAGACGAGAGAAUAAAAAUAAAAACCAGCUACGUGCGCGCGUGUUCGGACCGAGGUUUCACGUGUGUGUGUGUGUGCUCUUCGGUUUUCGUCAGUUUCACGGACCCUGGUAGGAACCAUGGUUGAAACGUGCGGUUGGCUAUGGAGCGCUGCAGGCCCGGAUCCUGCUCGCCGACAACAAGGUUUAGGAGCUGCAACGGAGUGAGGAGUCGUCCCAGCUCACACCUGAAUAUCGACCUCAGAACCACUUCCAGUCAUCCGUCUUGUGCUCAUCCUCAGGCGAAUUGACCUUUACCGAAAAUUACACGUCGGAUUCCAGAUGUGAUUAUUUUCUUUCCUCCUAAAUCCCAAAUAUACCUAACAACCAUGAGGAGCAACAGAUCAACCCUACUGAUGGGCUGCGUGCUCCUCUGUUCCGCCUCCCUCCUCUACUUGGGCAUGAGCGGGGUGGACUGCCCUCCGAAAAGCCACCGCUACCGGUGGAUGGAGCUCAACCUGGGUUCGGGCAACCAGAGCCUGUCACUGACUGAACACUUCCCCGAGGACACUCCCAUCAUCUUCAUCGGGGGCUUCCCCAGGAGCGGCACCACGCUGAUGCGCGUCAUGCUGGACGCCCAUAACUCUGUGCGCUGCGGCGAAGAGACUCGAGUCAUCCCCCGCCUCCUGGCCAUGAGGGCCACCUGGAGCCGCUCCGUUAAGGAGAGGAUACGGCUGGACGAGGCCGGCGUCACUGACCAGGUGUUGGACUCGGCUGUGCGAGCGUUCCUGUUGGAGGUGAUAGUCGGCCACGGGGAGCCUGCGCCUCGACUCUGCAACAAGGAUCCGUUCGCAUUAAAGUCCCUGUCUUAUCUGGCGCGUCUCUUCCCUAAAGCCAAAUUCGUGCUCAUGCUACGAGACGGACGGGCCACCGUCCACUCCAUGAUUUCACGCAAGGUGACCAUCUCUGGGUUCGACCUGACCAGCUACAGGGACUGUCUGACCAAGUGGAGCAGCGCAGUGGAGACCAUGUUCACCCAGUGCCAGGCGGCCGGGGAAGCCAGAUGUCUGCCGGUCCGCUACGAGCAGCUCGUUCUCUCCCCGGAGGAGGAAAUGAGGAAGUUGCUUCACUUCCUAGAGCUGCAGUGGGACCCGUCUGUGCUGCACCACGAGGAGCUGAUUGGAAAGGCUGGCGGCGUCUCUCUGUCCAAAGUUGAGCGUUCGACAGACCAGGUGAUGAAGCCAGUGAACACUGAAGCCCUCUCCAAGUGGGUGGGGCACAUUCCCCCCGACGUGAUCAGCGACAUGGCGGAAAUCGCCCCCAUGCUGGCUCGUCUGGGCUACGACCCUCACGCCAACCCCCCCGACUACGCAAAGUCCGAGCCCAUGCUGUCGCCGCUGAACUACUCACAGAACUUGAAAGCAGCAGAAACUCCUCACCCCAGUUAAACCUGGCUGUGCCGUUCCACGACACGGACGCGCCUCAACCACGGACUUCCAGCUCAGCAGUACCUGCACCUCACGGGAAACUUUUUAUUGUUAAAUGUGUAUUUUUGAAUUGUCCUUGAGACUUUUUUGUGCGGUGUUCAUGUCUGUGCGCUGGUGGAGUGUUUAAAAUACGGGACUCGUUGAGUGGUUUGGAGUUCGCGGCCCGCUCGGGGAAGCUCACUCCGUCUCGCGCUCCGUCCUUUCCUCCGCAGUGAACCAGCAGUGAAAACGCUGCGUUUGGAAACUUACCCGCCUCCGUACCUGAAAGUAUUUCAACGUGUCUGUGAGUUGUUCCGACCUCAUCACAAUGUGAAUGUGUCUUCAGGCGAGUCCUUUCGAUUACCGCGUGAUCAGUCAGUAUUCAUGAAGCAUAACGACUGUAUAUUUUUGAAGACGUAUGUUUAUUUUCGUAAUAAAUUAUUCUGGUGUUGACCAUUCAUUCACUUUGAAAGCUGAGAGGAUUUAAUUGUUUAAUUGUAUAUUGUCGGAUAUUAAUAAUAAAAAAAAACCUAAAUGUCA
Molecule: messenger RNA, 2097 nt
Organism: Mugil cephalus (flathead mullet)
Lineage: Eukaryota; Metazoa; Chordata; Actinopteri; Mugiliformes; Mugilidae
Product: protein-tyrosine sulfotransferase 1-like
Exons: 6
Coding region: 481-1539 (352 amino acids)
Biological process (GO): peptidyl-tyrosine sulfation
Cellular component (GO): Golgi apparatus
Molecular function (GO): protein-tyrosine sulfotransferase activity
Source: RefSeq, a predicted model, not a curated record